This is a messenger RNA of Salvelinus namaycush (lake trout), 4849 nucleotides long. Its product is annotated as kelch-like protein 20. The record is from RefSeq and is a predicted model, not a curated record. Gene Ontology annotation, molecular function: protein binding. The transcript has 12 exons. Lineage: Eukaryota; Metazoa; Chordata; Actinopteri; Salmoniformes; Salmonidae. The coding region runs from base 359 to 2167 and encodes 602 amino acids.
CCUUGCGCUGAAAUACACAACAAUGCACAUUUCCUGUCGAUUGUAAUUUUAUGGAAUGUCUAAAGAAAGCGUAGCUUGUGAUUCUGCAAUGUAGCUUUUGAAAUAUUGGCGAUCUGUCACUUUGCUAGACGUUCGAAUGGAAAUAUAAGGUUGGCAAAAAGUUGUGGGACCAAAGGUUGUUUUUCUGUGCAUGGACGGAAAGCCAAUGCGCAGGAGGUCAGAGAAAGUCUCCUGUUGCCACUGCAAAUUGAGCUAUAAUUGGAAGAGUUGAUUACUGUUUGGCAACAAGAAUUGCUCAGGCAGUUGCUCGGGGGAUAACAGAUGCCAACUGAAGAGGCCUUGGAUUGCACUGUAGACAAUGGGUACAAGUGCACGCCCAGACAAUACCGGAAUGGACAUCACCGCACGCUGCACACUGGGUGACCCCAACAAGCUCCCAGAGGGUGUGCCCCAGCCGGCACGCAUGCCCUAUGUGUCGGACAAGCACCCUCGCCAGACGUUAGAGGUCAUCAAUCUGCUACGCAAGCACAGGGAACUGUGUGAUGUCGUGUUGGUGGUCGGCGCCAAAAAGAUAUAUGCCCACCGGGUGAUCCUGUCGGCCUGCAGCCCUUACUUCAGGGCCAUGUUCACAGGCGAGCUGGCUGAGAGUCGGCAGACUGAGGUUGUGAUCCGGGACAUUGACGAGCGGGCCAUGGAGCUUCUCAUUGACUUUGCCUACACCUCGCAGGUUACUGUAGAGGAGGGCAACGUGCAGACGCUGCUGCCCGCCGCUUGUCUGUUACAACUGGCCGAGAUUCAGGAGGCUUGCUGUGAGUUUCUCAAGCGUCAGUUGGACCCCUCCAAUUGCCUGGGUAUCCGUGCAUUUGCUGACACCCACUCCUGCCGCGAGCUGUUGCGGAUAGCUGACAAGUUUACACAGCACAACUUUCAAGAGGUGAUGGAGAGUGAGGAGUUCAUGCUGCUUCCAGCCAACCAGCUGAUAGACAUUAUCUCCAGCGAUGAACUGAAUGUGCGAAGUGAAGAGCAGGUUUUCAACGCAGUCAUGGCCUGGGUCAAAUACAGCAUUCAGGAGCGCCGGCCACAGCUGCCACAGGUGCUCCAGCACGUUCGUCUUCCUCUUCUGAGCCCUAAAUUUCUGGUGGGAACGGUGGGAUCAGACCCUCUCAUCAAAAGUGAUGAGGAGUGCAGAGACCUGGUUGAUGAGGCAAAGAACUACCUCCUCUUGCCCCAAGAGCGACCUCUAAUGCAAGGGCCAAGAACACGGCCCCGGAAGCCCAUCCGGUGUGGAGAAGUGCUGUUUGCAGUUGGAGGGUGGUGCAGUGGGGAUGCCAUUUCCAGUGUGGAGCGAUAUGACCCACAGACCAACGAGUGGCGCAUGGUGGCUUCCAUGAGUAAGAGGCGCUGUGGAGUGGGGGUCAGUGUCCUUGAUGAUCUUCUCUAUGCUGUCGGCGGCCAUGACGGGUCCUCAUAUCUCAACAGUGUGGAGAGGUAUGACCCCAAGACCAAUCAGUGGAGUAGUGAUGUGGCUCCCACCAGCACGUGCAGGACCAGUGUGGGUGUGGCUGUCCUGGGAGGGUAUCUGUACGCAGUAGGGGGCCAAGAUGGAGUAUCGUGUCUCAACAUUGUUGAAAGAUAUGACCCCAAGGAGAACAAAUGGACACGCGUGGCCUCGAUGAGCACCAGGCGCCUGGGUGUAGCCGUGGCUGUACUGGGGGGCUUCCUCUAUGCGGUGGGAGGCUCUGAUGGCACGUCCCCUCUCAAUACAGUGGAGAGGUACAAUCCGCAAGAGAACCGCUGGCACACCGUCUCUCCCAUGGGCACCAGGAGGAAACACCUAGGCUGUGCAGUGUACCAGGAUAUGAUCUACUCUGUAGGCGGUCGUGACGACACCACCGAGCUGAGCAGCGCCGAGCGCUACAACCCCAGGACCAACCAGUGGUCACCUGUUGUAGCCAUGACUUCAAGGCGUAGUGGGGUUGGACUAGCGGUGGUAAAUGGUCAGUUAAUGGCCGUGGGUGGCUUUGACGGGACAACAUAUCUUAAAACAAUAGAGGUCUAUGAUCCUGACGCUAACACAUGGAGACUCUACGGUGGAAUGAACUACAGGCGACUUGGAGGAGGGGUUGGUGUUAUCAAAAUGACUCACUGUGAAUCCCACAUAUGGUAACGCCACCAGUUUAAAGGCCUCACCGUCGCUUGUGCCUCUGAAAGAAACAUUGUUUAUCAUGCAAGGAAGGAAGACUAUAUUAACUUUAACUUAUCCACAGCCGUGUAAUUGGCAAGCCAAGGAAAAGUCUUGAGUGACUACAAGAUGUGUCAAGUCUGGAAGGCUUCUCAUCUAGUAGUCUAUGGUUCAUCUCUCCAUUCUGUAAUUCCUGUAUUAUGACUUGACACGCCAAGCCAGCCAAGGCCAAGAGGAACCAACUGAAUUGGCCUGCAUUAAUCACAUGAGGAACUAUUAUUUAUGACAUCACUGCGGCAAACACUUAAUUUCCCCUUUUUCUGUUACUGAAAUGGAAUGAUGCAGCUGCACUUUAGGAUACAGUUCAGACUUUUGCUGUGUGACCUGUUAUACUAUACCAACAUUGAGUUUACAUUUAAAUAUUAAAUGGGGCAUGCCGAAGAAUCGUCAAAUAGAGCUGAUGUUUAACUGAAAAUGUAGGAUGUGGUCGCAUUGCUUCUCCUGAUCUUGAUUGUGAAUAGUUGAACUUGUUAGGCAGUUGUUUGAAUCUCCUCUAAAUUGAAUGCGCUGUGAUUAUAAUUAUUUUAGAAUAUGUUAUUUUUUGGCUGUUUUUAUUGGAGGUAGACACUGAGCAUAACCUGGAGUUCUAUAUUCACAACUGGGGGUCAAUUGUUGGCCGACUAAGAUGUUAGCACUGUGCUGCUUACACAAUAUUACACUGAGUAUACCAAGUAUUAGGAACACCUUCCUAAUAAUGAGUUGCACCCCCCAUACCAUGUUUAAAGGCACUUAAAUGUUUUAUCUUUUCCACCCUCUGAAUGGCACACAUACACUAACCAUUUCUCACAUCUUAAAAAUCCUGUUUCCCCCCCCCCCCAUCUACACUGAUUGAAGUGGAUUUAACAAGUGACAUCAAUAAGAGCCUUCACCUGGAUUCACCUGAUCAGUAUGUAAAGGAAUGAGCAGGUGUUCUUAAUGUUUUAUAUACUCAGUGUAUAUAACUGUUUCAUACAAGAUUGUUAUUGCCCAUUUAAGGCUGGAUAACAGCAGAUAUUAUUUUAGGAGCAACUCCUUGACACAUCGCUUGUGCGUUUAACAUUAUAUGACACAUUUCUGAGACAGUCUUGCACUUUAAUCUAUUAUAGAUUAUUCUUGAGGAAUGAGUUGCAUUGUCGUUAAUCUAAAACGCAGUUACAAAGGAAUAAUAAACCGGUUGAUGUAUUAUGCAUUUUAACCUAUUAUUUGGUGAGCAUGCAAAACAUCGAUGGACAUUCAGUAAUAUGCUUAAUUGAAAAAUGACUUCAUCUUAACCUUAUCAGACCCGACCCAGGCAAUCCCUGGGUGAAAAACCUGAAAUAUCCUACUUUCAUUUAUCUGCCUGCGACGCCCUCAAAUUUAGCCUCACAUUGAAGUGUUUUGCCAUUUUCUUUUCAGGACAACCAUGGCUACAAGUAGAACACAAAAUAAUUUGACAUGAACAGUUGCAUUUAUGAGUUUUAUUCACAAAUGUCAAUGAAAACAAGGUUCACCAAGCAAAAACCUUAUAGAAAAUUAAUUUAUAAGAUUGCUGUAAGUAUAGAAAUUGUUUUCUCAGUUGGAAAUAAAUAUCCAACUAUUCAGUGACAGCUGUGUAGAAUUUGUGGUAGCAACUGUGAGCUUAUUACAGUAUUAUAGACACUAUGUCCUGGGGUGUCCAAUCUAUGUAGAAGAGCCUUUACCUUCUAACGACUCUUGUGGCUUGUGAGCAAAACAGUGUGCAUGUUUGUAGGUAUCUCGAGUUUCAUAGUGGAGUCAUAAGUUUGUAGUCAAACCGUUCAGACUUUACAGACAUUUGUGAGAACUGUCUUCCUUGUCUCACAAACACAGCUCCAGCUCAGCCGCUGUUAAUCGCAGAAGAAAUAGACGAAUCCAAUGCAAAAACCCAGAAGCCUGUUUUAAAAGGGGUUAAGGCACUAAAAUGCACCAGCUUUACCGUGAUACUCGAAGCAUUUUAAUGUCUAUAUAAAUCCCAUGUUACCAUUGAGCAUAAACAUAUUUCAUCAUGUGUUCUGCUGAAACUCUAUCCCUAUGCGUAUAUCACCCAAAUGUGUCAUUUGCUCAAGUAAUUAUUAGCCUAUACCGGUCAUUCAGUGGUAGAGAAAUUGCUACCUUCUGAAAUGAAUGUCCCUCUUUCACGCAUAAGUAUGGAAGCGUUUUGGGGGCAAAUGUUUAGGAAGAAAGAUGAGGGAUGCUUAAUUUCUGCUGAAGGUCUGAGAUUUCUCUUUAUGAGCUAUAAGCCUUGAUAAAACAUGUGGCAUUUUACCCUUAUUAACUGUUGUGGAUUUGUCUGUGUACUGACAAAAUAACCCAUUCUGUUAAUAAAAACCUUUUUUAUUUCCAACUUUAAUAAGCUCAAAAAACAAUCUGUAUUUGAAAAGUAUUUAUAGGUUCUGUUCUUUCAGCAGUUACUUCACUGUUAACCAUUUAGGAAAUCACUGCACAGGGAUUACAAGGCUAGUUCUCUGGGAAACUAGGCUUUGUUAGUUUUCACUUAGCCACCUGAUUCACUGUACUGUAAAUCUGGACUGAAAGGAUUGUGUAUAUAUAGGAGAACUUCUGCCCAAGUUACUUGAUGGCAAUGGAUUUACCAUGUCUCAAACCUGAUUAUAUAAUAAAUUAUAAACUGGG